AUGUCCCUCAAUUCUGACGUAAGGGUCUUUGAUGAUCCCAAUGAUGCCAGGAUGCACAUGGCAGCAUUAAUUAGUGAUGCUUUAGUCCAUGAAUCCAGAGCUCUCAUGGCCAUGGAAAACCCUGCCGUUCCUCAAAGAAAAACAAGGAAAAGCAGGAAGAGAUCCUUCACUAAUCCACUGGUCACAGGCAGGCGUGAGAAACGUCGGGAAACACACUGCCCUGGAUCAGUUGCUUCUCAAUCAAGAAGAAGGGAUCCUGUGCAUGAGGAAGGCCUUCAGAUAGAAGAUCAAGAGUUGGCAAGUCUUGAAACAAGGCUCCAAGAGUUAAGGGACACCAUAACUGCAGUGCAGGUUCCGGAGGGAACAGACAGACUGGUUUCUGCUUGGGAACAAAGGCAGCUUCUCACAGAUGUGAGAAUGAAAAGUGCUAGGCCUAUGCUUUUUGAUGCAAAGCUCUCAGCCCAGAGAGUUUUCAUCCAAAAUUGUCACAGAUGCUGUGUUGUAGAAGCUGUGAUUAGGUGCCUGGACUGUGUACCACUGGACAUGGAGUUCCUCUGUGCUACCUGUGACAUGGAGGCCCACAAGAGAAAUGUCUUCCAUGACAGAGAGGCUGUGUUCCAUGGAUUUCUUGAGCCCAUUCCCCUACAACUGCUGUGCUGGUGA
Xyrauchen texanus (razorback sucker) is the source of this 663-nucleotide messenger RNA. RefSeq lists its product as uncharacterized. The transcript is spliced from 4 exons. NCBI's taxonomy places the organism in Eukaryota, Metazoa, Chordata, Actinopteri, Cypriniformes, Catostomidae. The record is from RefSeq and is a predicted model, not a curated record. The coding region runs from base 1 to 663 and encodes 220 amino acids.